UCGAGGCUAAAAACUGAAGCCAUUGCCAAAGUACCAAAAACCGCAGUUCAUCAAAUGACCAGGAGGCUGACUCUAAAACAGAGUCAACCCCCAUGGAUCCCCAAGUUGAAAUGCCCAACUUUAUCCGAAAUAAACAUGUUUUCAGCCUAGUACAAAAACAAUUUUGCUCUCUAUAGUUAAUUUCAAUAUUCACACUGUACAGGGGGUGAAUAUUUUAUAACUCACCUGUUUACAUUUGCUUAAGGCCCAUAGUUAGGGUUAUUUAGGGGCAUGGCUACUUGAGUGACAGGCUGCACUGGGUGAGUCAGAUCCACCCUCGCUCCAACACAGCACUAAUCUCUAAUAUGGUCACUUCUGGCUCCAAAAAACCAAGAUGGUGACGGCCAAAAUGCCAAAACUGGUGGCUUCAUAACAACAAAGCAAUGGGUAACUACGGAAGAGGAUUAGUUCUGACUUUAAUCUCAGAAUUAUGAGAUUAAACUCAGAAGUCAGAAUUCUGAGAAAAAAGUCAGAACUCACUUUUUUUUCCACAGUGGCCCUAAUCCUCUUCAGUAGCUAAUCCUCUUCCAUACAUAUGCACUUAAUGAAUGAAAAUUAUGAAAAUGAAACGCACAAUUCACGCUUGAAAUGUUAUUAAAACACAUUUUAAUACUGAAACUAUCAUAAAAUAUUGUGUUGUCCACUGUUUUCUCCCUUUGAACCCUGAGCAAAUCAUCUUAAUUUCUUUAAAUACAUGAAAACAAGGCAACGAAAGAAGAAAUGACCCCAAAAAAUAGCAAGAAAUUAGUAAAAAGAGAAAAUUAAAAACAAGAAAGUUAUUUUCAAAGAAGACAAAGAAAUUUUAAAACAAACAAACAAAUAGGAAAAUGACCUGGAAAUGAGAAAUUGGUGCACUUUCUUCAAGAAGCACAAGAGAAGUGAUGUCUCUCCAGGUUUCAAAGGGUCAACACAAAUGUCCACCAUUUUCUUCUGUAAUCACAGAAAGACACUUGGCAGUCACAUGAAGUGUACAUGGGCCAAAAAAAUAUAGGCAUCUCACAGGAGCUAUUAUUACAUUAAUAUAAUCUAUAUUGUAGAUCACACAGACAGAUAAACUCAAGUGGAGGCAGUGACAGUUUUGCUUUGACAAUUUACUUUGUGGUAACAGCUGGAACGUGACAGUGUGGUAAUAAAGUGUCAACAGUGUGGCCUCAGAUCACCAUGAAAACAUGGUUAAUGGCACGUUUUUUACUUUCAUUUUUACUCUCAUGGGAUAAUGAAGGGGCUUUCGCUUUUGCUCUUUUUUUGUUACAAGGCUGAAACGUGAUUUAACGUUACCACAACAAGUUUGGUCUUGUCAAUAUCGAAACAUGUUCAGUCACACUUUCACUGUCAUUCCUCUGUGUGGGGAUUAGGGCGUUCCCAGGGUUUACUUCUGAGAGAUUGUUUAAGAAGUGGUAAUUAGGGAACAACUGUAACAAAAUGAAAAAAGAAAAAAGGUUUAUGUGUGUGUGGCAUAUGACUUUAAUUUGUAAUAUACAACCUUUGAUUACCUUUUAAUGACAGGAGUUGGUGUUUGGAAGGAGGGUCCUACACAAACAGGUGCAGCCAACAGCUGUUCUCUUUUUCACCUUUAUAAGGAGAUUACCUAAAAGUCUGACAGACAGAGCUUGCUGCCGUCUUUCAGAAGCAUUCAUCCCAGAUCAUAUUGUUGCACAGCUGUUACGCAUAAAUCCAUCAUGGCUUUGAAUGCAGCACUUUGUGCUGUUGAUGCUGCACUUUUUACUGCUGAUCUGCUUCCAACACACUGUCAGUGUUCCAUCGAGAUAACAAAUAAAUCCUCUAACUACACCCUCUGUAACCCCAGUGGUUACUGCGCCAAGCCUUUGCCACCAAGUAUUGACCCGACUUCAUCUGGGAAUGCACUCUUCACCAAGACUGCCAAUGCUGCUCGAGGAGCUGUUGGUGUCUUCACUUAUGAUCUCCUCGACAAAUCUACCAAGGAGUCCACUGAGAAAAUAGCUGUCAUGUUCUCUGUGCCCUAUGACUACAACCUGUACUCCAACUGGUACGCAUUGGGAAUCUUUGAAAAGAGCAAAGAGUGUGAUCAUAAUCUUUAUUAUCACAUGUACAACAACACAGACCACACAUUUGUCAGAAAAAAAGCAGGCCUCAGUGUCAGUCACAGGAAGGAUCGAGUUGCCAUCAUGACAUCGAUGGCAGACUCUUACCAGCCUGUCAUGAAGAUAGAAGUUAAAGAUAACUGAAGUAAGAGAAUUAAGAAGUGCUCAAAAGUACAUGGCACUGUAAACAGCACAUUUGUGCAUUUUCCAACUAUUCUGCUUUCAAAUGUUUGCUUUUUUUAUUACAGAUGAUUCUGUGCCAACAGCUAAUAUAUUACACUGUGUUAUUUUGAUGAAUUUUGUUCUAAGCAUUCAAAACUAGGAAUACGGACUUAAGAUUUUCAUUAUGCUUUACAACAUUACUCUGCUGCUGUAAUAUGUACUGUCUGUAUUAGAGCACAAGAUGGAUGUCCUUCAAAAUAAGAGAAAAGGAUAAUGCAUUUGAUAGAUAACAUAUACUGUGAUUUCAGCUGUAAUGUUUUGUGUCACAUUUAUUGGCUUCAUUAGAUCAUGAGUUAUGUACUGUUUUAAACAUCACUUCAGUUUAAAUCUCAAAUAUUAAAAAUUGCAAUACGUCAGUA
Molecule: messenger RNA, 2683 nt
Organism: Epinephelus lanceolatus (giant grouper)
Lineage: Eukaryota; Metazoa; Chordata; Actinopteri; Perciformes; Serranidae
Biological process (GO): cytolysis in another organism; pore complex assembly; monoatomic cation transport
Cellular component (GO): pore complex
Molecular function (GO): channel activity
Source: RefSeq, a predicted model, not a curated record